GCUCUCUGCUGGACUGGAGGAUCCACACUGCAGACUGGAGAAACUCAAUGUGGAACAUGGUGGAGAGAACAGAAUGAAACCUGGACUUAGAAAAUAUGUCUGUGAUCUCACACUGGACCCAAACACAGUAUUCAGACUCCUCUCUCUGUCUGAGGAGAACAGAAAGGUGACAUGUAGGAGAGAGGAGCAGCCGUAUCCUGAUCACCCAGAGAGAUUUGAGCACUGUGGAGAGGUGCUGUGUAGAGAGGGUCUGACUGGGCGCUGUUACUGGGAGGCAGAGUGGAAUGGGGGAGAGGUUGAUAUAGGAGUGGCAUAUAAAGGAAUCAGCAGGAGAGAAGGGGGUGAGGACUGUUGGCUUGGAUUCAAUGACAAGUCCUGGAGUGUGGUCUGCUCUGAAAACAGUUACAGAGCCAGGCACAAUAAGAAGUCCACCUUCAUAGACGUCCCCUCCUCCAGCUCCCACAGAGUAGGAGUGUAUCUGGACUGGUCAGCCGGCACUCUGUCCUUCUAUAGAGCCUCCUCUGACACACUGACCCACCUGAUCACAUUCACCUCCACAUUCACUGAGCCCCUCUAUCCAGGGUUUCAUCUUUGGGGUUGUGGUGCCUCAGCGUCCCUGUGUCAGGUGGUCCCUGUGUCAAACACAACAUGAUGUUUCACUCUAAUCAUGGUCAUGUUCAGUAAGACACACUGGAGCAGCAAUGUAGAAUAUCUCUCUAGUCAUGUUCAGUAAGACACACUGGAGCAACAAUGUAGAAUAUCUCUCUAAUCAUGUUCAGUAAGACACUGGAGCAACAAUGUAGAAUAUCUCUCUAGUCAUGUUCAAUAAGACACACUGGAGUAACAAUGUAGAAUAUCUCUCUAGUCAUGAGAUAUAAUAUUAUUAUUAUAUCUAAAUAUUCAUGACAAUACACCACCUAAGUUAAUAGUCAUUAAUAUAAUGAAUCACCACACUGUGUUGUUAAAACUGGUUUCAUUUACACAUCAUUGAUAUGGUUGUUAUUUGGCUUCUUGGGCGACCCUGCUGAUGUGAGUAACUACAGGUCCAUUAGUACACUACCUGUAGUGUCGAAGGUUGUUGAAAAGUGUGUAGCAG
This is a messenger RNA of Salmo salar (Atlantic salmon), 1096 nucleotides long. Its product is annotated as stonustoxin subunit beta-like. Gene Ontology annotation, molecular function: protein binding. NCBI's taxonomy places the organism in Eukaryota, Metazoa, Chordata, Actinopteri, Salmoniformes, Salmonidae. The record is from RefSeq and is a predicted model, not a curated record.